Molecule: messenger RNA, 336 nt
Organism: Aspergillus novofumigatus IBT 16806
Lineage: Eukaryota; Fungi; Ascomycota; Eurotiomycetes; Eurotiales; Aspergillaceae
Exons: 1
Coding region: 1-336 (111 amino acids)
Source: RefSeq, a predicted model, not a curated record
AUGGCGUUCAGGCGCGGCCUUCCUCUGUAUGCGAACAUCCAACAUAGGAUAAUACCCCGCCAACACGGGCUCCGCAGAUGGCCUCAACCCACUGCAUCCUUCUCCACCCAUUUCGCUGUCGCAAACAAACAGAUCGGCUCGCAAAAUGGCCAGUCGCAAGGCAAUCAUCCACAGAAUCCAGAGAUCCCAUCCUUCAGUUUCGACUCUCUAGGUCUGAGCAAGACUACGAAGACUGUUGUCCUCGUCAUUCUCGGUGUCUUUGGCACUAUCGAAAGCUGGUUCUGGGCCCAAACACUUUGGCGCUGGUGGAAGAGCGACGAUGAGGAUACGAAUUAA